ACCCUCUGAGCAUGGCAUUGUGUAAAGCAUGCACGGUUGGAUGGAUGUACGGAUGGAUGUAAUGUAUACAGUUGCUCUGGUUCUUUCCAGCGAGGAGCGAUGAUUCUUGUAUGGAUGAGAAGCCGGGCAUAAAUGACGGAGUGAUAAGCUGGAAGGAGAUGGUCUCGGCUGAGUCAAGUGUGGACGGUUUGGUGGCGCAACCAGCCAAUCGAGUGCUCGGAUUUCAGCGUGUAGCGUGGACACGUACAGAGCGGCCGAGCAAGUACAUGUGUACUGUACACGAACAUCAGGCCCAUGCACAUCUGCGUGGCCAAAGGUGUCUGGGGGUUGGCCGGCGGCACGUGCAAGCGGUGCACAGUUCAUACAGGGUUCCACGACUUUCAUGGACGCGUGCUUCUUGCUUGCCAGAAAGAGAAAGGAUUCAUGCGAAACACAUAUACACGCACAUACCAGUGGCAGGGUCAGACCCCUCGUAUCCACCUGCUGAACUCUACUGCAUAGGCGGGAAGCUUGGACGAAAUGGGCGCACGCUUAUUGCUGCUUUUGCUGUUGCUGUUGUCGUUGUUGUUGGUGCUGUUGUUGUUGUUGUUGUCCAGCUGAUGGCCUGCGCGUUCCCUGGUGUGUCCGAUCUUCCCGGAGUGAGACAAUCUUGUUCUCAAGAGUUCUAUUCUUUUCGGGUAUGUCACCGUUUUGAAACUCGACGCAUGAACGUAACAAGCAUUGAAAAGCGCAGAGCGGGAACUGUAAAGAUCAGAAAAAUCGCUGGAUCUCCUCGCGUCGCGGAUCAUGCAGCGUUGCGCUGUUUGUGUAGCCCCUGAACUAGAGGCAAUCAUAACACACAAAUGCGCACAUAUACCCGCUGGUUGGGAGAUGGGCAUGAAUUUCAGAACCCCAGAAGAAUCAAAGAACAAAAAGAACAAAAGCAGGG
Messenger RNA from Gamsiella multidivaricata, 928 nucleotides. RefSeq lists its product as uncharacterized. The transcript has a single exon. The coding region runs from base 111 to 818 and encodes 235 amino acids. Lineage: Eukaryota; Fungi; Mortierellomycota; Mortierellomycetes; Mortierellales; Mortierellaceae. The record is from RefSeq and is a predicted model, not a curated record.